This is a messenger RNA of Acanthosepion pharaonis, 915 nucleotides long. Lineage: Eukaryota; Metazoa; Mollusca; Cephalopoda; Sepiida; Sepiidae. The record is from the annotation of a GenBank genome assembly.
AUGUCAGCUGAGAACGUUAGCUUGAGAAGGCGCAAAGAGUCAGUAUCUGUCUGUCUAUCUAUCUAUCUAUCUAUCUAUCUAUCUAUACGAACGAAAGAUCUAUCUAUCUAUCUAUCUAUCUAUCUAUCUAUCUAUCUAUCUAUCUAUCUAUCUAUUCCUAUCACUUCUAUAUCUAUCUAUCUAUCUAUCUAUCUAUCUAUCUAUCUAUCUAUCUAUCUAUCUAUCCCUAUCACUUCUAUCUCAAUCUGUUUCUAUCUCUAUAUCUAUCUCUGUUCCUAUCUAUCUAUCUAUCUAUCUCUGUUAGUUCAGAUCUAUCUAUCUAUCUAUCUAUCUAUCUAUCUAUCUAUCUCAGUUUGUUCGGAUCUAUCUAUCCAUCUAUCUGUCUCCAUUUUAAUUACAUUAAUAUCUAUCUAUCUAUCUAUCUAUCUAUCUAUCUAUCUAUCUAUCUAUCUAUCUAUGUACGCAGCUAUCUAUCUAUCUAUCUAUCUAUCUAUCUAUCUAUCGAAAUCCAUCUCUGUUUAUAGCCGACUAUCUAUCUAUCUAUCUAUCUAUCUAUCGAAAUCCAUCUGUGUUUAUAGCCGACUAUCUAUCUAUCUAUCUAUCUAUCUAUCUAUCUAUCUAUCUAUCUAUCGAAAUCCAUCUGUUCGACUAUCUUCAUCUAUCUAUCUAUUAUCAUCUAUCUAUCAUUCAUUCAUCUAUCGAAAUCCAUCUCUGUUUAUAGCCGACUAUCUAUCUAUCUAUCUAUCUAUCUAUCUAUCUAUCUAUCUAUCUAUCUAUCUAUCUAAAUCCAUCUGUGUUUAUAGCCGACUAUCUAUCUAUCUAUCUAUCUAUUCAUCUCUGUUUAUCUAUCUCAUCUAUCUAUCUAUUCAUAUCUAUUCAUUCAUCUAUUCAAAUCCAAACUGUCUGUGUUUAUAG